AUGACAAAACCGCCAGCAAGGUAUCAAGGAGGCGAUUACAUCGCACAGGUCAAGGGACAAACGCCUUUCGAUCUCUGGCGCAGCGCCGCUUUUGCUGGCUUCGGAGCCUACUGCGGGAGCGUGUACCACUUCGUGUACGGGCCCAUAUACACGUGGCUUUUCCUGUCCCGAGUGGGGGCAUUGCCGGUGAUCCUGUUCGACAUGUCGGUCACCGUGCAGGUCCUGUAUUUCCCGGUGUACUACGCCGUGCAGGAGGUCGUCCGGAGCGCGACCCCAGCUUGGGGCCGGGUAUGGGCGGACCUCAACGCCAACAGGUGGGACGACACGCGAUCGCUCUGCUCGAUCUACCUGCCGCUCGCAUGGCUGAACUACACCUACGUGCCCUCGGCCUGGCGGGGCACCUUCUCGGGCGUCGCGGGCAUCGGCUGGGCGGUGCUUCUGUCACGCACGAGGGGCGAGCGCCGGACGGAGUAA
Messenger RNA from Prorocentrum cordatum, 474 nucleotides. The record is from the annotation of a GenBank genome assembly. Lineage: Eukaryota; Dinophyceae; Prorocentrales; Prorocentraceae.